Messenger RNA from Eimeria acervulina, 540 nucleotides. RefSeq names its product 40S ribosomal protein S14, putative. The coding region runs from base 1 to 540 and encodes 179 amino acids. Gene Ontology annotation, cellular component: cytosolic small ribosomal subunit; ribosome. Gene Ontology annotation, molecular function: mRNA 5'-UTR binding; small ribosomal subunit rRNA binding; structural constituent of ribosome. NCBI's taxonomy places the organism in Eukaryota, Apicomplexa, Conoidasida, Eucoccidiorida, Eimeriidae. Gene Ontology annotation, biological process: translation; ribosomal small subunit assembly; maturation of SSU-rRNA from tricistronic rRNA transcript (SSU-rRNA, 5.8S rRNA, LSU-rRNA). The transcript has 2 exons. The record is from RefSeq and is a predicted model, not a curated record.
AUGGCAUCUAAGAAGGGCGAGGGUGUUUCUGGUGAUUCUUCUGGGUCUGGCUCUGGAGCAGCAGGAGGAAGCGGUGGUGCUGCUGCUGCUGCAGCACCUGCUGCUGCUGCUGCUGGCGUUGGAGUUGCGGGGCUGGGGGGCCAUACCCGUGAAGAUGAGUUAGUCUUUGGGGUUGCACAUAUCUAUGCAAGCUUUAAUGAUACUUUUAUUCACGUAACAGAUCUAUCGGGCAGAGAAACCCUAGUAAGGGUGACAGGGGGCAUGAAGGUAAAGGCUGACAGAGACGAGUCUUCUCCUUAUGCUGCAAUGAUGGCUGCUGCUGAUGUAGCAGCACGCUGCAAGGAGUUGGGUAUUACUGCUGUUCACGUCAGAGUGAGAGCAACAGGAGGAACCAAGAGCAAGACGCCAGGACCCGGCGCUCAGUCCGCACUCAGGGCUUUGGCUCGUUCGGGCUUGCGCAUCGGCCGCAUUGAAGAUGUCACCCCAAUCCCCACCGACAGCACCCGCAGAAAGUCAGGAAGAAGAGGGCGCAGGCUGUGA